AUGACCUGUUUUGGAGAUAUCUGGGGUUCUACCAGAUCACCUCGAGUUACUACUCGAUCAAUCGUUCAGCUAAGAAUUCGUAAAGUACCCUGUUUCUGUAGCGAUUGCGAAGGAAUGUUAGUUGCUUUUCGCACAAAGAAUCGACAUGAAUUAUCGAGCCAACUUUCGUCAGAUGUUUCAGAACAAAGAGUUGACCGAUUGCCUCUAAGACGUAGAUCAAGGUACAUUUUGACCAGAGUUUCCAUUGGUAACAUCGGUAACAUCGAACAAGAUUUAUCACUGAGAGAAAGUACGGCCGAAGAUCAAAGCGAAGAUACUAAUGAAGAUAACGAAUCGAAUGGAGAUAACGAAUCGAAUGGAAAUAACGAAUCGAAUGGAGAUGACGAAUCGAAUGGAGAUGAUGAAUCAGAAAAUAACAAUUCUAAAACUUUUAAAGAUUAUUUAUGCCCUUCUUUCGAACCAUAUCAAGACCCAGAUGUCACUCCAACUCCAACUAGCGAUAAUAAUAAGUUUUUAUGGAUUUUAAUAUGGAUUAUGAAAUUUCGAAUGAGAUUUAGCAUUCCAGAAACAGCAACUAAAUCACUAAUAAAGUUCAUAAAACUGUUAUUGGAUGAAAUUGGCGAUACCGCAUUUGAAAAUUUUCCC
Rhizophagus irregularis DAOM 181602=DAOM 197198 is the source of this 645-nucleotide messenger RNA. RefSeq lists its product as uncharacterized. The record is from RefSeq and is a predicted model, not a curated record. Lineage: Eukaryota; Fungi; Glomeromycota; Glomeromycetes; Glomerales; Glomeraceae.